CAUUUGCCAAGAAUAGCACGCACUCUCCGAUCCUAUCCAUGGAUCAUCCCAUGGGAUGGAAUGGAACAACUACUGGGCCGGGGGACGCGACGAGGGAAGAGGAAGACGGAUCGGACAGGAGGGAGCUCAACCAACCAUCCAUGUUCCUAGCUUGUUCCAUCCGUGGAAUUUAUGGUAGCAAGACCGGCCGGCCCAGAGGGAAGAGCGGAGGAGCAGCGGAGAUUUCUUCUGAUCGAUCGCCCCGUUCCCUGCCGCCGCUACCUCAUCUGAAUCGCCGCCUUCCUCCGCCGUCUACUGUUCCUUCAGGGAACAAGAGCGGCGGCACUUCAAUUUGCUAGAGCAGGAAUCGUCCUCAGGUUCUCUGUAAGCCAGCCAUUUAGGCCAGGCAGACAAUGUCAGCUUCCGAGUUCAGGAUUCCGUACCAGCAAGUUUCUUCUUCACAGCCUGCUGAGAACGCAAGUCAGUUUAAGAUUUGCCGAUGUGGGGAGGGAGACACGUCUGAAAAUGGUGACAGCCCGCCGACUUCUUGUCCUAAUUGCCAGGUCCUUAAGAGUGGGCAUCUACUACUUUCAUCGAAAGGAAUUGGAUGGACAUCAUGGAAAAAGCGCUGGUUUGUUCUUACGAGGGCAUCGUUAGUGUUCUUCAGAAGUGACCCUAAUGUGCCCCCUCCAAGAGGAGCUGAACCAAUUGUUACACUCGGUGGAAUCGACUUGAAUAGCUCCGGAAGUGUUGUCGUCAAAGAAGAAAGGAAACUUCUGACGGUGUUAUUUCCUGAUGGCCGUGAUGGGCGAACUUUCACUCUUAAGGCAGAAACCACAGAAGACCUAAAUGAGUGGAGAAGUGCAUUGGAAAAUGCUCUAGAACAGGCACCAAGUGUAGCAAAUACAAUGGGGCAAAAUCCAAUAUUCAGCACUGAUGUAGCGGCAGAACCUGCAGAAGCUCCAGCUGAACAGUUGGAGGACAGUUCUGUUAUUGGCAGACCUGCAGAAUUUGCGCUUGUGGAUGCUGAUGGCAGUCCAUCAUUUCUGGAAAAGGCCCUGAAGUUCAUUGAGGAUCAUGGGGUCAAGGUAGAAGGAAUCCUGCGCCAGUCUGCUGACGUUGAAGAAGUCAAACGCAGAGUUCGGGGUUAUGAAAAGGGGAAAAAUGAAUUCUCCCCAGAAGAGGAUGCACAUGUUAUUGGUGACUGUAUUAAGUAUGUUCUUCGAGAGAUGCCAUCAUCUCCAGUUCCCGCAUCAUGUUGCAGUGCCCUGGUUAAAGCGUACCGUAAGGGAACUGACAAGACAAGAAGACUUGAUGAGAUAAAUAGAGUGAUAUAUGAAGUUUUCCCAGAACCAAAUCGACAAUUAUUGCAGAGGAUUCUUAAGAUGAUGCAAAUCGUUGGGUCACACAAAGCUGUAAAUAGGAUGUCUCAAUCUGCUUUGGCGGCUUGCAUGGCACCACUCCUUCUUCGACCUCUUCUUCUUGGUGAAUGUGAAGUCGACAAUGAAUUUAGUAUGGGAGGGGACGGUUCAUUCCAGCUACUUCAAGCUGCUGCAGCUGCAAAUCAUGCUCAAGCUAUUGUUAUCAUUAUGAUGGAGGAAUUUGAUCAGAUAUUUGAUGACUUGGAAGAUGGCUCCUGUUCUUCAGACGCUUAUACAGAGUCUGAGGAUGAUGACGUUGAUAAGGAAUAUUCCACAGAUAACGACAUCCAUGAUGACGAUGGUUCUUAUGACUCUGGUGAAGAUGACAUUGAAGAAGACUUGGAUGACAAUACUGAGCACUACUCUGAUGGCAGUGAACAUGACACUAAGAUCAAUGCUAGUGACAAGGUAAAAAACAAUAUUUCAGAAACUGCAGGUAACUAUAACCAGUCUGUUCUAAAAGCAAGAAUAGAAAAUGGUGCAUCAAGGGAAGGUACUGAUCAAAAUUCUUCUGCUCCACUUAAUUCAUUUUCCACAAAAGUUGCACAAGUGGAGGAUACCUCUCAAAUGGAUAUCAAUAGACGAUCCCACCCGAAACAGGAGUCAUGUGGAUCAAAUGAAUCUAAAGGUCACAUGGUAAAAUCAAAUUCUCGUUCAUCAGCUUCCAAACAAAAAUCUAUGGAGAAAUCAAGCAGCUCAGGACACAAGGGCAAAAAAACUUUAUGGGGCCGUACUUCGGCAAGAAAAGACCUGUCAACAGAGGAGAUUGAAUACGGCGGUGAUGAUGAGACUCUUAUUGAUAAACUUGAGAACAACAAGACUGAUCUCCAAUCAAAAAUUGCAAAGGAGGCCAAGGAAAAUGCAAUCCUCCAGGCAAGUCUAGAAAGGCGGAAAGAAGAACUACGUGAGCGCCGUUUAGCACUUGAAAAAGAAGUUGAAAAUUUGAGAGACCAGCUACAGAAAGAGAGAAAUUUGAGAGCAUCCAUGGAGUCUGGGCUGAUGAAUUUGCGAAGAGGGCAGGUGUCCUUGCCGUCAACAAUAGACAGCAAGACUAAGGCUGAUCUCGAGGAAGUCGCGACUGCUGAAUCUGAUAUUAUGAACUUGAAGCAAAAGGCUUCUGAUCUUCGUGGGCAAGUCAGUGGCCAGCAGCUGUGCUGUGAAUCAUGCAACAAACGGCUCCUAAAUACAGACAGGACUGGCGGACCUGAAAGCUCCUCAGUGGAAGCAUCAUCGAUUGUCAGGAGUGAUUCUGCAUCUGGCACGGGUGAUGUUGAGCAAUCAAGGAAGCAGACCACGCAGGGUUCACCUUCUUCAGCAGACAAGCCAGGUCAGGAGGCGGUCGGGAGUAUCAGCCAGAGGGCUCCUCAAAGGAUGCAAUCGAUUGCCAGGGAGGGCCAAGACGGGUCGUCAUCUACGUCCAAGUGGACUUUUGCGCAGAGACAAUAUGCAACCAGUCCGCUGAUAAGGGAAUCUGGUGGAAGCGCCGCACCAGCAGCGUCGUUUGCAUUAGCCAAGCUGACAAACCGACUCAACUUCCUAAAAGAACGGAGGGCACAGCUGGCAAGCGAGAUGCAGAGCUUGGAUCUGGGUCGGCCCCCGGCUACCGCCGCCGCCGCUCCUCCAUCAGUCAAGUCCCCAAGCCCAAAAGGGCCUGAGAAGAGGAAAAGUUGAGAGUCUGAUGUUGAUCUGUUCCUUGUGUUGAGCUGAAUCUGAAUGUAGGCCAAUGCUAAGCUAGUCUAUAUCUGAACCAACAGCAGUGUAAUUUGUGCGCAGGUCCAUCCGUCCAAGUCUGUACAUGUUUCCACAGAUUUUGUUGAUACAAACUUGCAUAUUCACGUAGAUAUGCAUUGAACGCGUCUGCAGCUAGGCAGGCUGUUCCGUUGGAUUCAAAGUUGGAAACAUAUUCUAAACACAGGAUGGCACAUAUUCUAAAGCUCAAA
Molecule: messenger RNA, 3340 nt
Organism: Setaria italica (foxtail millet)
Lineage: Eukaryota; Viridiplantae; Streptophyta; Magnoliopsida; Poales; Poaceae
Product: rho GTPase-activating protein REN1
Exons: 24
Coding region: 393-3071 (892 amino acids)
Biological process (GO): signal transduction
Source: RefSeq, a predicted model, not a curated record